This is a messenger RNA of Moesziomyces aphidis, 1599 nucleotides long. The record is from the annotation of a GenBank genome assembly. Lineage: Eukaryota; Fungi; Basidiomycota; Ustilaginomycetes; Ustilaginales; Ustilaginaceae.
AUGCCUUCGCAGCUCUUCGCCGUAUCGACGCAGAGCUCGCUCGUCUCGUCGCCCACCUUUUGGUCCGCGGCGGCGAUCGUGCUGGCGCUCUUCGCAUGGAACCUGCUCCGCGCCCCAGCCGGCCUCAAGCGUCACGGCCCCGUCAAAGCAUAUACAAAGUCGCUCCUGCCCGGCCUCGGGCCCUUCCAGCUCUACUCGGAGCGCAACAGCUUCCUGCGCUCCGUGUUUGGCGACCCGGAGACAUGGGACCGCACACCACCGACCCAAGACUCGGUGCGCGUCAACUCGCGCGGCCACAUCAUGACAAUCAUCAACAAUCCCACCAAGGACGGCAAGACCUUCUUCAACGAUCGCGGUCUCAACUUCAACAACGGCUACGAGGUCAUGUUUGCCGGCAUCCCACAGCUGCCCUCGUGGCUCCAGAAGACGCCGCCCGCCGACGAUGCCGGCUCGGACGGAUUCGUGCAGAACCUGCGCGGCAGCCUCAGCACCACCAGACUCCAGGACAAUCUGUCCGAAAUGGUGCGCUGCUCGGUGGAUCUCUUCAAGACCCUGCCCGGUCGCGGCGACAUCAACAUGCACGCCACCAUCUAUCCUCUCGUCUUCCAGAUCAGCAUUCUGUUCGUCGGCCUCGCCGAGCACGCACGCGACAUCAACGCCGUCAAAGCCAUGGAGGCGCCCUUCUGGUCGUUUGCAGACAACACCGGCUUCAUGGCCACCCACUUCCCGCUGCUGCCCAUCCCCUCGACCGUCAAAAAGUGGAUCGGCGCAGUCAAGAUGUCGACGGCCAUCCGCACCACCGUCGAGAAGCGCAAGGCCGAGGGUCGUCGCGAGAACGACUAUAUUCAGGAGAUGAUCGACCGGGACGCAUCGAUCAAGUCGAUCGAAGACUUUAUCAUGGGCGGACUGUUUGCUGCCAUCAUCAACACCACGGGCGUCACUUCAUAUCUGCUCGCCUUCCUCUGCACCGAUGCCAAGCUUCGCGAUGAGGUGCGCGCCGAAUUCGAAGCUACCUUCCGCAAGGCAGCCGAAGAGCGCGGUGACGACUACGACACGCUGACGCUGCAGGAGAAGCUCGAGCGCACGCCGCUGUCUGUUUGGGAAGGCGAAUUCCCGAUGUACGACAAGGUGCUCGACGAGACGCUGCGGAUCCUGAUGAUCAGUCUCAUCUUCCGACGCAAGUUGCGAACGGCUUCCAAGGUGACGCAGACCACCACCACGAUCGCCGGAUCCGAAGUGCAGGACCGCGAAUUCGUGUCGUUCUGGCUCGGAGCGGCGCACCGCAACAGCACCAUCUACAGCGAGCCGCUCAAGUUUGACCCGACGCGCUUUGAGCGUGGCGAGGGCAAGAAGGAGGGCGAGUUUGUACCCUGGGGCAGCGGAAGGCAUGUGUGCCUGGGCAUGCGAUUCGCCAAGCUCGAAAUCAAAACCGUCCACGCCGCCUUCCUCCUCACCUUCCCCGAUACCACCACCACCGACGGAAAGGGCAAGCCGUUUGCCGACGGAGAUUUGCCCCUUCCGGACCAGGAAAGCGAACACAGAAGGUACCCCAUCAAACCCGUCGCCCUCUCGUACAACACAAACACCCUGCGCGCCUAG